UUGCUUAUUCAAAAUACACAAUGGAUGCUGAGAACAAAUCGAAUACGGAUAACAAUUAUGGAGAAAUUCAGCUGGUCUUCAAGCUGGUCGACAAAAAAUACUUUUUCAAUCCCUUGUUCCACAGAAGUGAACAUUCCAUUGCUAAGAUACGGAAUCUGCCAUGGACGCUCUCACUUGUAAAAAAGGAUCAAAUUAAAGUUACAAUUUCUUGUAAUGAAGACUCGUCAAGUAAUGUCUGGAAAUGUGAAGCAGACAUUGCUCUCGAAAUCAACUACCACGAUGUUAGAUCGGACACUCCAACAAAAAUGGAAACAAUUUUCGAGGGGAGAAAAUUUGAUUUCAAUAAAAGAAUAAUGGAGGAAACGGUGGAGCAAUGGAUCGAUGUAUUCAAUGGAAAAAUAGAACUCAAAGGAGCUAUCACAGUGACAGCCAAAGUCAAGGUGACAAAACUCUAUGGAUAUCGAAAAAGAAAGAUGCUUGAUUUUUCUACAAAUCAUCCGGAUUACUUCGAUGGAGUUCUCCUUGUUGAGAACAAAAAGAUUUACGUCCAAAAAAGAUACCUGGCAACGAAGUCGACUUAUUUUUGGAACAUUUUCUUCGGUGAUUUCAAGGAGAAGGAGCAAGAAGCCGUCGAAAUCCCUGGAGUUAAAUACGAUGACGUCAUUCAAUUUCUGAACUUCAUUCACCACACCGACAGUCAAAUUAAUAUUGAAACGAUUGAGAACAUGAUGGUACUUGCUGAUUUAUUCCUAAUUGAUUGUCUUAUGUGCUGUUGUGAGAAAAUUCUCAUCAAAGCGGACUCGGUCAAUUUGGCGAAAAAAUUGAUUUGGGCUGAACGAUUUGCUUUGAAUGAAUUGAUGGAUCAUUGUCUCGACGGUUUCAAGAAGAUGCAAGAUUUUGUGGAGUUCAGAAAGAAUGAGUUCUAUGCUGGAGUCUCCGAUGAUAUCAAAUCAACACUCUUGGAUCGUGUCAUGAAAAUCAAAGGAUAUCGUUACUUGUAGUUUUAUGUCUAUUCGAAUAAAGUUUUUAUUAGUUGU
Messenger RNA from Caenorhabditis elegans, 1037 nucleotides. RefSeq names its product BTB domain-containing protein (gene K08E4.7). The coding region runs from base 21 to 1001 and encodes 326 amino acids. The record is from RefSeq and is marked reviewed. Lineage: Eukaryota; Metazoa; Nematoda; Chromadorea; Rhabditida; Rhabditidae. The transcript has 3 exons.